Molecule: messenger RNA, 2244 nt
Organism: Uncinocarpus reesii 1704
Lineage: Eukaryota; Fungi; Ascomycota; Eurotiomycetes; Onygenales; Onygenaceae
Exons: 3
Coding region: 1-2244 (747 amino acids)
Biological process (GO): response to oxidative stress
Molecular function (GO): heme binding; peroxidase activity
Source: RefSeq, a predicted model, not a curated record
AUGUUAAUCGCCGUGACUUUAGCGAUUCUCGGGGCGACCUCCAGCCUGCCCAAAGGAUGGGCUUUGCCAACAUGGCCAUCUGCCAUCGAUGAGCUCGAAGACCUUAUGUUCCUCCACACCGGGUAUCGCGCUCGAGCAUUCUCCGCCGGUGUGACACCAUGCUCCUUCUCCCAGCAAGGUCCAUCACGGAUUGCGUCCGCAGAAUGGCUUCGAACUGCGUUCCAUGACAUGGCCACGGGCAAUGUCUUUACUGGCAUUGGUGGACUUGAUGCGUCGCUUGUCUAUGAGCUCGGCGGCAAUGGAGGAGAAAACAUUGGCUCGGCCUUCAACACAACUUUAGAGACCUUCUCGCCCUUUUUUUCGUCCAGGUCUUCUAUGGCGGAUCUAAUCGCCCUCGGGGUAUAUACAGCAAUCCGCUCAUGCGGAGGACCCGUAGUCAAAGUCAGGGGUGGGAGAAUUGAUGCGACUUCUCGAGGGCCAGUUGGGGUGCCACAGCCUGAGAAUUCCCAAAGAACGUUUAUCAACCAGUUUGCCCGAGUUGGCUUCAAUGUAUCGGACAUGAUCGCUGUCACCGCCUGUGGUCAUUCAAUGGGGGGUGUUCAUGCAAAUAACUUCCCUCAGAUUGUCAGGCCGGGGACGGCACCGAAUGAUUUCCAAUUGCUCGACUCUACACCAGAAUUUGACGAGAAAAUAGCCUCCAAUUUUAUCAGUAGCGAUGAUCCAAACCCUCUAGCAGGGCCUCUUGCGAAGGCGAAUUCACGGGAUUCCGACACCAAGACCUUCACAGCAGACGGCAAUGUGACAAUCACGGAGUUGGCGGAUCCAGCGACUUUUCAAGCCACUUGCGCGAGAGUCCUACAGAAGAUGAUCGAGGUUGUGCCAUCCAGGGUGCAACUCACCGAACCCAUUGAGCCAUAUGAGGUUAAACCGGGAAACAUUCAGUUGUCCCUGGCUGGAAAUGGUACCACACUGACCUUCUCUGGCGAGAUCCGCGUCAGAACUACCGUUCGGCCAGCUAGCGCAAUUGCCAAAGUAGAUCUUCUCUUCAAGGACCGCCUUGGAGGUUCAGACUGUGGAUCAUGUGUAAUAAACACUGAACACAAGGGAAACGCAGAUGGAUUUGACGACCACUUUGCUUUUUACGGAUUUUCCACCAGUCUAUCCUCAGCCACAUCAAUCUCCGGGUUUAACGUACAAGUCACCCUAACCACAGGUGAAGUGGAGAUGUACGACAAUAACGAGACCGGAUAUCCCGUGCAGGAUGCGAUUCUAUUCCAGCCAAGGCAGAGUUGCUUCAGACAAAGCAAUGGAGCCGGCAAUUUGACGGUGGUAGCUGCUGUACGAAAUCCUGUGGAGGCUCCUAGCGUUACACUCUCCUUGACAACGAAAACACCCCGUAACUGCUGCGUUGUCCCUGCGUUGACGAAGGAAUCGGUUGCAAUGAUAGAGCAAGGCAGUAUCGGGCCAUAUACCUUUUACUCUAUCAGCCAUAUCGUUGACCCAGCUCAUAAACCAACCGCCAAAUUCGACGUUUCCGUCGGCGACGGUGAAGCAGUCAAGUCAGAUAGUUUUAAGAGCACAGCCGAUCUAGGGUCCACGUGUGCGCCUAUCGGUUCGGACGAUCCUCCCUUACCUGGAUUCAGUUAUGAAGGCUGCUUCACCGACACCGUUGAGUCGAGAGCUCUGACAGGAGCCGCGUUUGUCAGCGAUGAGUUGACAGUCGGAGACUGUGCCAAUCUCUGUGGACAAUAUCAAUUCUUCGGCGUCGAAUACGGAAGGGAGUGCUACUGCGGCAACAUGAAAAACUCUGAAAGCGUUCUAGUGGACGACGCCGAGUGUUCCAUGGCUUGUAGCGGUGACAGUUCGGAAUUGUGUGGUGCGCCAUACCGGUUGAGUCUUUAUAAGAACACAGAGUGGGUGCCCACGAUCAAUCCCGAGAUUCCAGGAUAUAAUCACCUCGGAUGCUAUAACGACUCAGCCAGCAGUCGCGCGCUAUCGGGAACCUUUAUGUACAAUGAGGCGAUGACUGUGGACUUGUGCGCGUCAUUUUGCGACGGGGCAAACUAUUUCGGUGUUGAGUAUUUCAGCGAAUGCUACUGCGGCGACAGUCUGUCGCCGACCAGCACCGAACAGCCGGACACAGGCUGCAGCUUCUUUUGCUCUGGGAAUAGCACCCAGUUCUGCGGCGGAAGUAACAGGAUGAACUUGUAUAUGAAGGAGACGGAUCCUGCGCGAAAGUCGUAA